UCUCUCUCUCUCUCUCUGAUAAACAUAUGUUGGAUCACUAAAACUACACAUCUCUGCAACAUUUCUUAUUUGCCAUGAGAGCAUCUAGCACAUUCAAGAAAGAGCUCCUCAAGAGAUGGGUAAAAGGUCUCCAAUCCUGUGUUUCUUCUUUCAAGGAUUUGAGCUUCUUGGAAAGAAAGAAAGCCAUAAAGCUCUCAGCAGAUGUGGCCAUGGCUUCUACUAGAGGGGGUAAGUCUUGUUGGAGUUGUGCUCUCAUUUCCAAUGCUUCAAAAAAAGAAGAAAGCAAGAUCAUUGUAAGGAACAUAUUGGGUAGUGAGUUUGAGAAGUUAACAAAGCCCAGCAUGGGAGCUUUCAUGUCAUAUAAGAGGGUUAGAAGCAGAAACAUCUUGAGAAGGAGUUACAGUAGUUGUAGGAAGAUUGCACCAAAAAAAGUUCAGGCAAGCUCAAUUGGUAAGAGAUUGGUGAGGAAGAGAACCAAAGUUCUUAGAGGUCUUAUACCUGGAGGUGAAUCCAUGGAUGGGUUCUCUUUGUUAGAGGAAACCCUAGAUUAUAUCCUCUCUCUCAGAGCCCAAGUUGAUGUAAUGCAAUGCCUCAUUGAUGCUUCUGAGCUCUUAAAAUGACAAGUAAUGUCAUCAAAGUUUAGUAUAUUUAUUUUA
This is a messenger RNA of Telopea speciosissima, 656 nucleotides long. RefSeq names its product transcription factor IBH1-like 1. Lineage: Eukaryota; Viridiplantae; Streptophyta; Magnoliopsida; Proteales; Proteaceae. The transcript has 2 exons. Gene Ontology annotation, biological process: regulation of DNA-templated transcription. The record is from RefSeq and is a predicted model, not a curated record. Bases 75 to 620 code for a protein of 181 amino acids.